This is a messenger RNA of Oldenlandia corymbosa var. corymbosa, 1698 nucleotides long. NCBI's taxonomy places the organism in Eukaryota, Viridiplantae, Streptophyta, Magnoliopsida, Gentianales, Rubiaceae. The record is from the annotation of a GenBank genome assembly.
AAAAGUUUGUUGUCUUCACACAUCUGCUGCCUCGACGAUACGCAGAGAAGGAAAGAGAGAGAGAAAGAGAGAGAAAGAGAGAGAAGACACGAACCACCUCUGCUCUUCUAAGGUGAGAAGUUUCGAUCUGACAAGUAUCCUAUAUUUCGUCGAAUUUAAGAUUUGAGGAUGCGUCGUUAAUUUUGAGGUUGUUCUUGUUCACACAUUCUGUGUGCGUUGCGCGCCUUUCUUCUUCUUCUUCUUCUUCUUCUUCUUCUUCUUCUUCAUUGUUAUUGUUUGUUUUAUUUUUCUUUUCUUUUUUGGUUUUUUGCUCUCUUUGUUACGUGAAGAAGUUGAAUUCUUCCUCAUAUUAUACGCGUUUUUACUUUUUUUUUUUUUAAAUAUAGAAAGUACAUUUUUGAAAUUUGCAGCUUAUAAUGUUACAGAUUGAUCCUACUUUCUCCCAGGGUUCGUGUCUUCUCUUUAAUAAAAAAAACAAAAAAAUUGGAUAAAGGGUUACCGGCAGAAAUGGAUUACGAAAGCCAUAGUUGGAUUUGGGAUGGAAUGUAUUAUUACCCCCAUGUGUUUGGUGGGAUAAUGUUAACUGCUGCUCUACUUGGCUUAUCCACAAGCUAUCUCGGUGGUACUGUUCCUUCUUUGCCAUACUUCUUACCUGGUUUUGGGAUUUUUCAUAAGAAGAGACGUGGGAAGAAACCGGUUCGUGUAUAUAUGGAUGGCUGCUUUGACCUUAUGCAUUAUGGCCAUGCAAAUGCAUUGAGGCAAGCAAAAGCUCUGGGAGAUGAACUUGUUGUUGGGGUUGUGAGUGAUGAGCAGAUCAUAGCAAAUAAAGGACCACCUGUUUUGUCAAUGGAGGAGAGGCUAGCCCUUGUAAGUGGAUUGAAGUGGGUGGACGAAGUUAUUGCUGAUGCUCCUUAUGAAAUUACUGAAGAGUUCAUGAACCAGCUAUUUAACAAACAUAAAAUUGACUAUAUCAUACAUGGUGAUGACCCUUGCUUGCUUCCUGAUGGGACUGAUGCUUAUGCGUUGGCAAAGAAAGCAGGUCGCUACAAGCAAAUAAAACGCACUGAAGGUGUCUCUAGCACGGAUAUCGUAGGGAGGAUACUUUCCGCUUUUAAGGUGGUGAAAAGCCCUAAGUCAUCAGACAUGGACAAAUUGGAUAGCAAAAACUCUACGUCCUGUGAAGGAAGUCAGCCCAAGCAUUGCCACGCUCAUUUUCUUCCAACCUCUCGGCGUAUAGUACAAUUUUCAAAUUGCAAGGCACCUGGACCGAAUUCCCGCGUGGUUUAUAUUGAUGGAGCAUUCGAUCUUUUCCAUGCCGGUCAUGUUGAGAUACUCAAGACCGCCAGGCAGCAAGGAGAUUUUCUUUUAGUUGGUAUAUAUUCUGACCAGACAGUGAGUGAACUCCGUGGGGCACAAUUUCCACUGAUGAAUCUUCAUGAGCGCAGUCUGAGUGUGCUGGCCUGUCGAUAUGUUGAUGAAGUCAUCAUGGGUGCACCAUGGGAAGUUACAAAUGACCUGGAUAUUUGUAUCCCAGGACAUUGCUUGAGCUUGAAGGAUAUUAUAAUUUGUCCCAAAGAAAGAAAAGUAUGCAAACAUUCAGUUUACAUUCCUUUGCAUCCAUAUUUGUUCCAGAUGCCUUUUAUAUGUUCUUUUUGUGUGAUGUUAACCAAGAAAAAUGUUUUUGGCCACAAGAAAUAA